GCCACAGUGGCUGCUUUCUGGGCCAUGGUGCACCAGGAGAACACGCGUGUCAUCGUCACUACCACCAGGGAGAUGGAGCGAGGCCGGGUCGCAGGGGCGGGGUGCCGGGGUGCUGCCGGCAAGGCUGAUGCAAAGCGCUUUCCUCAGAACAAGUGUUUCCAGGACUGGCCAGAGCUGCCCGGCAGCCAAGAGUUCGGCCGUGUGCACGUACGCAUCCUGGGUGAGGGCCAGGCCCAGGGCUGCUGCGUGCCGGAGCUGCAGGUGUGGCGGCCAGGCCAGGAGGAGCCACAGUGUCCGGUGCAGCACUUCCAGUACUUCGGCUUGCCGGACCACGGCGUCCGGGCCGAUCCCGCCGGCGCCCUCGGCUUCCGGGACGAGGUGAACCGGGCCCAUGGUGGUGCACUUCAGGUGCAGCGGGGCGGGGCUGCGCCGGCUGUGCAGGCGCAGCGCAUCGGACGCACAGGCACCAUCAUCGUGAUUGACAUCCUGGUCUACGUCAUCAGCAGGCAGGGCGAGCCGCUCCUCUCUGGGUCCCCCCACCCUGCCCUGCUAUAGCCGCACCCCUCAGGACGACCCCACCCCUGCCGACAAGCCCCGCCCCUCAUCAGUAGCCCCGCCCCUGCCUGCCGGCACCUUCCCCCCAUCCGUAGCACCUCCUCAAGCGCGCUUGUCCCCAGGGCUGGACUGCGACAUCGACGUCCCGAAGACGAUCCAGCUGGUUUGGCGGCAGCGCUGGGGAAUGGUGCAGACGGAGGCUCAGUACAAGUUCGUGUACCUGGCGCUGCAUCAGCACAUCCAGGGCGAGCAACUGCGCCUGCGCGAGCAGGUAGGGGCGUGGCCUGUGCGGGGCGUGGCCUGUGUGGACGUCGCCAUGGUGACCGGCGGCCCCUCCCCCCAGCGCGAGCCGCUUCAGGAGCGCGAGAACCAAAACGUGGGCGCCGCCCCCCGCGAAUCGGGUUGCAGCCCCCGGCCCGCGGCUCCCCAGGCGUCCC
Messenger RNA from Nomascus leucogenys (northern white-cheeked gibbon), 992 nucleotides. RefSeq names its product tyrosine-protein phosphatase non-receptor type 11-like. The transcript is spliced from 4 exons. Gene Ontology annotation, biological process: protein dephosphorylation. Bases 25 to 555 code for a protein of 176 amino acids. Gene Ontology annotation, molecular function: protein tyrosine phosphatase activity. NCBI's taxonomy places the organism in Eukaryota, Metazoa, Chordata, Mammalia, Primates, Hylobatidae. The record is from RefSeq and is a predicted model, not a curated record.